This is a messenger RNA of Microdochium trichocladiopsis, 2507 nucleotides long. RefSeq lists its product as uncharacterized. Gene Ontology annotation, molecular function: small GTPase binding; guanyl-nucleotide exchange factor activity. Gene Ontology annotation, cellular component: endocytic vesicle; cytosol. Bases 129 to 2306 code for a protein of 725 amino acids. The transcript is spliced from 2 exons. Lineage: Eukaryota; Fungi; Ascomycota; Sordariomycetes; Xylariales; Microdochiaceae. The record is from RefSeq and is a predicted model, not a curated record. Gene Ontology annotation, biological process: vesicle-mediated transport.
ACGUAAGGUACAUCCCUGAGCCGGGGUCCUGGCAGUGGACAGCUCUCGCGACUCCCUCGUUCAGGCUUCCAGACGGGUCGCAAGCUCACUACUUACACUACGCUUCCCUCCUGUUUACUUUUUCAACCAUGGCGACGCAGCCGCAACCGACCAAGGGCACAGACACAGAACCACGCCCCUCGCAGCUUAGCAACCCGCAAAGCCAAAGCUCCCAAGCUCCUACGACCACAGAUGGGUCCAUGUCGGCUCCCGAAUCGGCCUCAGUAUCGCAAGCAGGCCCUACGGCGACACCGAAAAAGACCCCCAAGCAGGACACCUUCGAAAGCGGCGGCAAUGAUGACGAUGACGACAACGACAAUGUGGAGCUCUCUCGAGCUUCCAUCGACAUGGAUGACAUACCAAUAGAGCUUGUCAGCAAGAUAGACAACUUCAUCGACUCGCUGUCUGCCAAGGUCCACCCCACGCCCCCCAAUAUGGACAACCUAUCGAGGAAAUUUCAAGACUUUUACGAGCUGGCUUCAGGGCUCAUAGAAACACAUAUACGCAGCCUCGCAACGAGACAGAACAGAGAGAACGCUCCGGUACGGGCGACAACCCAUAGGACGACGUCGGCCGCGAGCAUAUUAAGGGCGCGUGCCGCAGCAUCACUUGGUGGCAAGGACAAGACGAAGCCGCCCGCAGCCCCAGAGCCGGAGCAGCAGAUGGUCACGGCCGAAGAGUUGGCGGAUCGAAAGAGGGCCAAGAAAGCCCUCGAGCAGAAAAAGGUGUUGCUGCAAGAGGGCGUAGAGCGAAGAUUAUGCGAGGGCAUCUACGACAGGAUAUAUCGGCACAGAUCUACCCAGGACGAGGCGCAGGACGAUAAGCUUCGAUCCAAGACGGCUGCCCUCGCCCUCGUGGGCAUCGGCCCUGUGGACCUGAGCAUUGAUCUCGGCGAGCUUGGUGACAACCCGGAGGAUCUGCAGAAGAGAAUAGGCGAGAUACGGCAGCACCUCUCGCAGGCUCGCAAGGAUCUUGUCACCAUGCACGAAAAGCGAUAUCCCCUAGGCAAGCUGAACCAUCUCAAGGCCGCGCAUAAGAGCAUUGUCGACACUCUGGCGCAGUUUCAUCCUUCUUCGUCUGCAGACGAGAUAAUGCCAAUGCUUAUAUACACUCUGAUCACGAUGCCCCCAGAGGCGCUCAACGUGAUCAGCGACCUCCGAUUUAUACAGCGCUUUCGAUGGGAGGAGAAGAUAGAGGGAGAGGCGGCAUACUGCUUGACCAAUCUCGAAGCUGCCAUAACGUUCCUCGAAAACGUAGACCUGGCCAGUCUGCGAGCCGACGAGACCGCGGCUGGCCCGCCAAAGAGUGAGACGCCGGGCGUCCUCGCAAGGACCGAGACCUUCCCGCCGGCAUAUACGCCAGGCAUCUCUGCGAAUGUCGCCAGCGCGGCGGCGGUGACGUCCGAGUCAGUCGACGGCUCAAAGCCUGUCUCGACGAUACAGCGCCGGAGGCUGAGCAACCUGAUCCAGACGCCAGCGACCGCGUUUGGCACCGCCAGUGACACUCUCUUCAACACGGCCGACCAAGGAUUCAAGACGAUCGGUAGCAGUCUUGGUGACAGCUACAAGUUCCUGCUUGGCAAACUGAGAGAUACUUCAGCGAGCGGCCGCGAGCUGAUCAUGCCGCGAACGCUCGACGAGGCCAGGAAGCUCAUCGGAACACCUCCGCCAGACGACGACGUGGCCGAGGAGGACCCGCGGGGAAGCCGCCGUCCUUCGGUGCGCGAAGACCGGGUCCUCUCGCUUGUGGGCGGCAAGAAGCCCGCCCGCGAGCACAGCCAAGAGAGCGUCCGGAGCGCCAGGAGCGUGAGCAGCUCCAAGAAGGUAUUCUUUGCAGACGAGGGCAAGGAGAAGACGACUGCGCCUGCCGCUGCCGCGACCCCUCCGGUGGCCAGCAGCUCACCAGCAGCGGCGUCGAACCCGGCCUUGGUCGAGUCCAUGCGGAAUCUCGGCAACUCGCUCAACCCAAUGAACCGUAUCGCGAGCAUGAGCAUGAUGCGCGGCUUCGGCCGGCCGGCCACGACUCCCGUGACACCACCAGUAAAAGACGCGCCCGCCACCACCGCCGCCGCCGCCGCCGCCGCCGCCGCCGCCGCAACCGCACCCACCACCGGUUCCAAAGCCGCGGAUGGCGGCGAUCUCGCCACAGUAAGUCCCCAUUCUCACACACAUUUUGUUCACCCAUGGUACACCCUGCCCAAACCCCCGCUAACGCCGUAUGUGUUUCUUCUUCUCCUCCCCCUUUUGUGCAGGCAUUCCCGGACCUAGCAGCUGCCCUGCCGCCCAAAGACAUACCAAAGAUCAAGCCCCCGAACAAGCGGUUCAUGGAGCUGCAGAACCCAGGCGAGAUCAAGCUCGGCGAGGUCCUCGAGCUGCUCCGUGACUACAGGCGGCUCGCCGGCGCGCUCAAGGACAUGGGAGCUUUCCAGGAGUGAAUUUGUUGGGGGAGGGGGGGGGAGCGAGUGUUCA